Aspergillus caelatus is the source of this 1707-nucleotide messenger RNA. RefSeq names its product MDR family MFS transporter. Gene Ontology annotation, biological process: transmembrane transport. Lineage: Eukaryota; Fungi; Ascomycota; Eurotiomycetes; Eurotiales; Aspergillaceae. Bases 1 to 1707 code for a protein of 568 amino acids. Gene Ontology annotation, molecular function: transmembrane transporter activity. The transcript is spliced from 5 exons. The record is from RefSeq and is a predicted model, not a curated record.
AUGUCUACCAAAACACGGUCGUCGCAAACAGGCGAGACGGCAGUGUCGUCAGGAACUUCAACACCUGCGACUCUCGAAAAGUCCAACAAAGAUGUUUCACCUUCACACGAAACCCCGGUUGUGGGGGAUAGGGAAAAGGAAGAGAGGGGAUCUGGCGUUGACGAUGCGCCAACCGAUAAGCCAAGCACUGGAGGUUUCACUUUCCUCAUGACCGUCACGGCUUUGGCUAUGAGCAUGUUUCUGGUUUCUUUAGAUAUGACCAUUGUCGCAACUGCAAUCCCGAAGAUAACAGACGAGUUUGGUGGUAUCGAAGAUGAGGCCUGGUACGGAUCGGCGUUCUUCAUUACUUUGGGGAGCUUUCAAGCUGCGUGGGGGAAAGCGUACAAGUACUUUCCGCUAAAGAUAUCCUUCCUAUUAUCUAUUCUUCUCUUUGAGAUUGGAAGUUUAAUCUGCGGUGUCGCACCGAAUAGCAUUGCGCUCUGUAUCGGACGAGCUAUCACCGGCGUCGGAGGCGCUGGGAUUUCUUCGGGUGCAUUUACCAUCAUCGCGUUAUCCGCACCACCCAAACAGCGACCAGCAUAUAUUGGAAUACUGGGUGCCUCAUAUGGAGUUGCUGCAGCUAUUGGGCCUCUCGUUGGCGGUGCAUUCACGACCAAUAUUACCUGGCGGUGGUGUUUUUAUAUCAAUCUACCCAUUGGCGGUUUGGCAGGCGGGAUCAUCCUAUUCUUCUACCGACCUCCUCCUCCGUUGCCCUUCCUGGAUACGCCACUUACAGAGAAGUUACUCCAAAUGGACUUACCUGGUACUUUGAUCCUUGUUUCGGCUCUAGUCUGCUAUGUCCUUGCCCUCCAGUGGGGUGGGGUUUCGCUGUCGUGGGGUGAUUCUAAAGUUGUCGGGACUUUAGUUGGAUUUGGUGUGCUGUUGGUUGUCUAUGCCAUUGUGCAAAGGGCUCAGAAGGAACGUGCUGCAAUGAUUGGCCGACUGUUCCGUCGAAAUGUAGUGAUCAUGAUGAUCUACAUUGACCUGCUAGCGGGAACCUUUUUCUUGCUGGUAUACUACUUGCCGAUCUACUUCCAGGUGGUGUCGGGUGUCUCUGCUGCCCAGAGCGGAAUCCGAAACCUGCCUUUGAUUCUUGCCCAGAGUGCUUCGACGGUCAUAUCUGGUGUGACCCUUAGCAAGUUUGGAUACCCCCAGCCUUUUCUCCUAGUUGGGGGAGUACUCACUGCGGUUGGGUCGGGCCUGUUGUACACGCUUGAAGUUAAUACCGGCUCUGGGAAAUGGAUUGGCUACCAGCUGUUGGCUGGUAUUGGUAUUGGAUGGUGCUUCCAGGUUCCUUUGGUGACGGCUCAGGCGUCUGUUGCGCCGGAGGAUUUGCCGUCUGUGACGGCCAUGGUAUUGACUGUGCAAACCCUUGGGGGAUCUGUCUUCGUUUCAGCCGGCCAGUCAGCGAUGGUCAAUGUUCUUCUCAAAAACCUCCGGAGUGAGACUUCAACCAUAGACGCCGUCAAGGUCGCGAUGACAGGUGCAACGGAGCUACGCCAGAAGUUCUCUUCCACCCAGAUGCCGUUCAUACUGACCUCCUAUAUGGAAGGCCUCCAAGCGACAUUCCUUGUGGCUGUUAUCGCGUCCAGCGUGGCUACCGUGGUUUGUUUAGCGACUCGGUGGGUUAAAUUCUCGGGUCAAACUACUGCUGCUGCCGCCGCCUGA